Leptopilina boulardi is the source of this 1749-nucleotide messenger RNA. Its product is annotated as facilitated trehalose transporter Tret1-like. Gene Ontology annotation, biological process: transmembrane transport. Gene Ontology annotation, cellular component: membrane. The record is from RefSeq and is a predicted model, not a curated record. Lineage: Eukaryota; Metazoa; Arthropoda; Insecta; Hymenoptera; Figitidae. The transcript has 2 exons. Gene Ontology annotation, molecular function: transmembrane transporter activity. The coding region runs from base 232 to 1710 and encodes 492 amino acids.
GUAAGACGAAAAAAAGCACAUACUCUCUUUGAUUCACACAAAAUAAAAGUAUACAAAAAAAAAAAAUUUCUAAUAAAAUUUAAAAGUGAAAUUUUGUGCAAUGUUCCCAUUAUUAUCAUAUUAUUAUUUAAUUAAAGUUUUAUAUCAAAAAUAAAUUUCAAAAUUUUUUGUAAGUCGUGCAGAAAAAUUCCAAAAAUUUCAAAAAAUCGCGAUUAAAAUAAAAAAGAAAUAAUGAGUAUUUGUAAUUCAUGUUCACAUGGGGAAGAUAAUGAAUUAGAGAAGAUUGAAAAUGUUCCAAUUAAAGAAAUUCGUCGGGAGAAAAAAGCUCAUUUUGUUCAAUUUAUUACAAUAUUGAGCGCCUACAUUUUUUUAAUAGACGGUGGCGCACAUAUGGUGUGGACAUCGCCUUCAUUACCAUAUUUAAAAAGUGAAAAUUCACAUAUUCCUAUAACACAAGAAAAAGCUUCUUAUCUUCUUUAUCUUAUUAGUUUCUCAUCAAUAUUUGGUCCAUUUUUAUAUUUAUUAAUAACAAAACAAUUGGGACGUAAAAAUACAAUUCUUCUACUUGGUACAUUACAAUUAUUAUCAUGGAUAUUAACAAAUAUUGCAACGAAUUAUACACUAUUGUGUGUGGCAAAAUUAACAUUUGGAUUGGCAUUUAGCGCUAUUUGCAGUGCAAUACCAAUUUAUAUUGGUGAAAUUGCUGAUAAACAAAUUCGUGGUACAUAUUUAUCUAUUAUUAUUAUUUGCUCAAGUAUUGGUGCAUUUCUAAUGGCAUUAUCGGGUGCAUUACUCAAUCAUAAAACAAUGAAUUUAGUUAUGACAAUGAUGCCAAUUUUUGGAUUUGCCAUGUCAAUUUUCAUGACUGAAACACCAUAUUAUUAUUUAAUGAAAGGUUUUGAGGAAGAGGCAAUACAAGUUUUAAUGAAAUUAACAUCGGUAACGAGACGAGAAUUAAUUGCCGAUGAUAUUGAAAGAAUGAAAAAGACAUUAAUUGAAAAUGAAAAAAUUGAAACAAAUAUUUUACGCGAUUUAUUUAUUGAUAAAGGUGGACGUAAGGCAUUUAUUAUUGUUGUAAUAACAGCAUCAUUUAGUGGUCUAUCCGGUUAUAUUGCAAUACAAGCGUUUGCUGAGGAAAUUUUAAGUUACAGUGACUCGGCAUUAUCGGCAAAACAUGGAACAAUGAUUUUAACGGGAAUACAAAUUUUUUCCGGACUAACGUCAUCGUUAUUGAUUGAUACAUGGGGUAGAAAACCAACAUGUUUAAUAUCAGGAUUAUUAUCGUCAUUAAGUUUGGCAAUGGUGGGAAUUUUUUAUUUAUUUCAAUAUUUUUUUCAAUUUGAUGUAAAAUUUUUUGCAUUUGCACCACUUGUUGGCUUAAUAUGUUUUACAUUUUCAUGUAAUAUUGGAAUUAAUCCAAUAUCAUUUAUUUAUGUUGGUGAAAUAUUUCCAAUUCAUUUAAAAGAAUAUGCCGCAAUGACUGGUGGUAUUACAUUUUCCAUUGGAUGUUUAACAUCAAAUUUUAUAUUACAUUCAUUUAAUGCCAAUGGUAAUAUUUAUGUGGCAUUUUGGAUUUUUUCUAUAUUUUGCAUUUUACAAGCAUUUAUUGUUUGGUUUGUUAUGCCAGAAACAAUGGGUAAAAAUCUUGAGGAAAUUUUAUUAAUAAUGGGCUAUGAAAAGAAACAAUCUGAGAAAAAUAAUAUUUGUUAAAUUGUUAUUUUGAUAAAUAAAUAUAAAUAUAAUUAGAAA